AUGGUGUUGUUUCAGAUCAAAGACAAGUCUGAGAUCUUCAAAAUCCCCAAUUUCCGAGGUAUACCGAAUGUUUACUUCGCCGACUAUCUUGAGACGGAAAAUGAGCAGGUUGCAAAUCCCAUUGUUGGAGCAUGGUUCCGCAUCGAAAAGGUUCCAGAACCUACACCUCCGGCUUAUGAGUAUGAUGAGGUUGGAAUCACUUUGGAAGGUAUAGAAUCCCAGAACUUCUCUGAAGGAAAAUAA
Molecule: messenger RNA, 243 nt
Organism: Penicillium canescens
Lineage: Eukaryota; Fungi; Ascomycota; Eurotiomycetes; Eurotiales; Aspergillaceae
Exons: 2
Coding region: 1-243 (80 amino acids)
Source: RefSeq, a predicted model, not a curated record